Molecule: messenger RNA, 1020 nt
Organism: Nematolebias whitei (Rio pearlfish)
Lineage: Eukaryota; Metazoa; Chordata; Actinopteri; Cyprinodontiformes; Rivulidae
Product: G-protein coupled receptor 35-like
Exons: 1
Coding region: 1-1020 (339 amino acids)
Biological process (GO): positive regulation of Rho protein signal transduction; phospholipase C-activating G protein-coupled receptor signaling pathway
Cellular component (GO): membrane
Molecular function (GO): G protein-coupled receptor activity
Source: RefSeq, a predicted model, not a curated record
AUGAUGAUGAUGAACAGCACCUGGAGCCACAGUGACGCCAACAUCAGCCUCAGUUCUGGUCCAGAUGACGGUGCUCCCUCCUUCUCUCUGUUUGACCCGGACCUCUCUGGAGUUCUGACUUCCUGUCACAUCCGGGUCGGGGUGGUGGGAUGGAUAACCUUUAAGAUCUUCAUCCUGCUGACGGUGCUUCCGGCGAACUCAGGUCUGAUGUGGAUGUUAGCAAGGAGGCGGAGCUCCAUGACGCCGUCUGAGCUGCUGGGUCUGAACGUCUCCAUCGUGGACGUCCUGUUCUGUCUCAGUCUGCCUCUGGACAUUUACACCGCACUGCACAGAACCUCCAGAGGCAUCUACGCUGUCAAAGAGUCCCUGUUUGUCCUUAACAUCUUCGGCUGCCCGCUGCUGCUCACCUGCAUGUGUUUGGAGCGUUACCUGGCCGUGGCAUGGCCUUUCGUCUACCAGCGCUUGGGGAGGCGAGGUUACAGGCUGGCUCUGUGCGCCUGCGCCUGGGUCCUGACCUUGGCUGUGGCCCUGCUGGGGUUCUUUUGCGCGGUCUUUGUCAGGGCCCUGUACCAGUCCAUCACCAUCUCCCUGCUGUUCCUUACCAUGCUGCUGUGUCUGCUAGGGAUUGUGGGGGUUUUGCGUCGUAGCGGUCCAGGAGACAGCUCAGGGACCAGCGUUCCUCAGAGAAAAGCUCUGAGAAACAUCUCCGCCGUCCUGGUGCAGUCGGUGGUGGCGUACUCCCCUGUGGUGGGUCUGGUCCCGCUCUUGGUGGUGAUCCUCACAGAGGGCGGGGACACCAGUCGCUCCCAGUGCUUUAUCCUUCAGCUGUUGCUGUUGUUUCCCAACUUUGGCCUGUUCAUCGCACCCAUGUUCUACCUGUCCCAGAUCAGACGCAGGAUCUGCUGGAACAAAGACCAGAAACUUCCAACUUCCAGAACUCAGGCAGAUCAGACGAGAGUAACUCAGACCAGGAACAGUAAAUCUGACACUGUCACAAAACUGCGGAACAUUUCCACUUGA